AUGAAUAUCUUGCUUUCUCUCUUUCUUCCACUUUCUCUGUUUCAUUCUUCCUAUUGCUUUCUUUCUUUCUUUUUCUCUUUCUUUCUUUCUCUCUCUCUUUCUUCCUCUUUCUUUUCUCUCUCUUUCUCUCUUUCCUUCUUCCUCCCUGAUGUCACAUACCAUAAAACUAUAUUUUUAUCAUAUAUAAAUAUAUAUUUAUAUACAUACAUUUAUCUCCUAUUUCAUUUUCUCUGUUUCAAUCUAUAUCAUACUCUCCAUAUCUACCUUUCUAUCUCUCUCCAUAUCUACCUUUCUAUCUCUCUCCAUAUCUACCUUUCUAUCUCUCUUCAUAUCUACCUUUCUAUCUCUCUCCAUAUCUACCUUUCUAUCUCUCUCCAUAUCUACCUUUCUAUCUCUCUUCAUAUCUACCUUUCUAUCUCUCUCCAUAUCUACCUUUCUAUCUCUCUCCAUAUCUACCUUUCUAUCUCUCUUCAUAUCUACCUUUCUAUCUCUCUCCAUAUCUACCUUUCUAUCUCUCUCCAUAUCUACCUAUCUCUCUUCUUAUAUAUUUAUCUCAUUCUCAUCAUAAAUAUCUAUCUCAUUCAUUUUUCUUCCUUUUCUUGGUUCAGUCUCACUGCUUUCAUUCCAAUUAAUUUUCUUUUUUCGUUAAGUUUUCCUUUUUUUACAUUUUUGGUUGUUUUAAUUUUCCCUUUUAUUCAUUUUCAUUUGAUAUUUUCUUUUUCAGUUUUUUUUCAUUUACUUCUUCAAUGUCAUUUCUUCAAUUUUCUUUUUGAUUUAUUUCCCUUUCCACUUUUCCUCCAUUUUUGUUUUUCUUUUCUUUUUUCUUUCUCUUCUUUCUUGCCACAUUAUUCAUUUUCAAGCUUUAUUCAUUUUUCUUUUUCAAUAUUUUUUCUUUCUCUAUAUUCCCUCAUUAAUUUGCCAUUUUUUUUAUUUUCCUCACUUUCAUUCAGCAAUACAUAUAGCUUCGGGUCCCACAGAGAAGGUCCAUUCAAUCAUUUAUUCUGGCAUUUGCUGGGAUAA
This is a messenger RNA of Acanthosepion pharaonis, 1020 nucleotides long. The record is from the annotation of a GenBank genome assembly. NCBI's taxonomy places the organism in Eukaryota, Metazoa, Mollusca, Cephalopoda, Sepiida, Sepiidae.